GUCACUUUUGAGGAAGGUGGAAAGGGGUGGCAGAGAGCCUCGGUUCUGGCGGAUGGGUGCCCUCGGUUGAAGCAAGGGACUCGCGGGCUCUCACUUCCAGGCCCCCGAGAUGGAAGACACCCACAGGUUGCACUGGAAGAGAGCCGUGGGGGUCGUCUUCUGCUGCACUUGCCUGCGCAAGCGCGGCCCCCCGGGCAAGGCGCACUCCUGUCCCGAGCAGAAGAGGAGCCGCGGCGCUGCUUCGCGCCACAAGGAGAACCUGGGUUCAGCCGCAUCGGGACUCCGGAUUCAGGACUGGAUCUAUGGGGGGUCACAGUGCUUUGGAGCCCAGAAUCCGGGUAAAGAUAAUGACAUGGACCUGGGCACUCUCCAAAACAACAUCAACACCACCUUGGACAACGUCUACGAGGAGGGCCCGGAGUCCGACCGCCUCAGGGCCCUUUCCAAUGGCAGCCCCAUCUCCAACGGCGAGCAGGCCAGCCUUCUGACCGGGGCCGAUACCGUCAAGCGAUCCCAGCCGCUGCUCAUCCAAAGCAACAGGUACGCGGCAGAGCAGGAGGAGGAGGAGCCCCGGGCCUUGUCGCUUCCCUCCAUCCCCAACCCCUUCCCCGAGCUCUGCAGCCCCUCCAACUCGCCCAUCCUCAGCAACUCCUCCCUGGGGUCAGGUUCGCAGCGAGAAGGCGGCUCUCACGUGGUCAAGGUGUACAGCGAAGACGGCACAUGCCGCUCCCUGGAGGUCACGGCGGGCACCACGGCUCGCCAUGUCUGCGAGAUGCUGGUGCAGAAGACCCACGCUUUGCACGACGACUGCUGGUCUCUCGUAGAAGCCUAUCAGCACUUAGCUCUAGAGCGAUGCCUGGAAGAUCAUGAGUCCGUGGUGGAAGUCCAGGCCACGUGGCCUGUUGGGGGCGACAGCAGGUUUGUCUUCCGGAAGAACUACGCCAAGUAUGAGCUGUUCAAGAGCUCACCGCAGUCGCUGUUCCCCGAAGUCAUGGUCUCCAGCUGCCUGGACACAGCCAACAAGGGCAUGUCCCACUCAGAACUCAUCCAGAAUGUACUAAAUUCGGGAAGCUGCCCUGAAAUCCAAGGGUUCCUGCACAUGAAGGAAGUGGGGCGCAAAGUGUGGAAAAGGUUUUACUUCUCCCUGCGGCGUUCCGGGCUGUAUUACUCAACAAAAGGCACUUCAAAAGACCCUCGGCAUCUGCAGUACUGCGUUGAUGUGAAUGAAUCCAACAUCUACUACAUCGCCCAGGGCAAAAAACAGUACAGCCCGCCCACCGAGUACGGCUUCUGCAUCAAGCCCUUCAAAGCACGCAGUGGGGUCAAAGGUCUGAAGCUCUUCUGCAGCGAAGAUGAGCAAAGCCGCACCUGUUGGAUGGCUGCCUUCCGCCUUUUCAAGUAUGGCAUCCAGCUCUACCGGAACUAUCAGCAGUGUCAAGCACGGCAAAGAGAACCAGCCUGGAUCGGCACCAUGCCCCUGCGCAGCGUAUCUGAUAACACCCUGGUGGCCAUGGACUUCUCGGGCUGCAUGGGUCGAGUGAUCGAAAACCCCAACGAGGUCCUGACAGUCGCUCUGGAGGAGGCGCAGGCAUGGAGGAAGAAGACAAGCCACCGAUACAGCUUGCCCACUCCAUUCCAGAGCUCCCCACUCAGUGCUGCCAUCCACAGAACUCAGCCGUGGUUCCACGGACACAUUUCUAGAGAAGACACCCAGCGCCUCAUCAUCCAGCAGGGAUUGGUGGACGGGGUAUUCCUGGUGCGGGAGAGCCAGCGGAACCCCAAAGGUUUUGUCUUGUCGCUGUGUCACCUGCAGAAAGUGAAGCACUAUCUUAUCCUCCCGAGCGAGGAAGACGGGCGUCUCUACUACACCAUGGACGACGGGCAGACCCGCUUUGCCGACCUGAUCCAGCUGGUGGAGUUUCACCAAAUCAACCGUGGCAUCCUGCCUUGCAAGCUGAAGCACUACUGCACCUGCGUUGCCUUGUGAGAGGUUACUGGGCUUCCCCAUAGCCUGCCCCAUGGCCGACUGCAGCCCAACACAAGGGGAGGAGAGCAGGGGAGAGGGCACCUGUGAACUCAGUAUACUGGGACUGAUUCCAAA
Messenger RNA from Heteronotia binoei (common prickly gecko), 2101 nucleotides. It is a transcript of the gene GRB7, whose product is annotated as growth factor receptor bound protein 7. The transcript has 16 exons. Gene Ontology annotation, biological process: signal transduction. Lineage: Eukaryota; Metazoa; Chordata; Lepidosauria; Squamata; Gekkonidae. The record is from RefSeq and is a predicted model, not a curated record. The coding region runs from base 110 to 1987 and encodes 625 amino acids.